Messenger RNA from Leptinotarsa decemlineata (Colorado potato beetle), 1100 nucleotides. Its product is annotated as serine/threonine-protein kinase 16. Gene Ontology annotation, molecular function: ATP binding; protein serine/threonine kinase activity. The record is from RefSeq and is a predicted model, not a curated record. Gene Ontology annotation, cellular component: Golgi apparatus; cytoplasm. Lineage: Eukaryota; Metazoa; Arthropoda; Insecta; Coleoptera; Chrysomelidae. Gene Ontology annotation, biological process: protein phosphorylation.
UGUCUAUGUCAAUUUUAUGUGAUCUAUGCUAGUAAACAGGGUGAUUCGAAAAUUGGGAAUUGGAAUGAAUAAUAAGAAUAAUGAAUGCCCUAGGUCUUAGUAUGAUUUUGAAAAUGGGUUGUAUUUGUAGUAAAGAGUCCAUAAAUAUAAACGGAUCCCGAUACAUUGUUAAAGAAAGACUGGGAGAGGGGGGAUUUUCUUGUGUAGAUUUAGUAGAAAAUACUACCACCAAGAAGAAAUAUGCCAUGAAAAGGAUAAUAUGCCACAGUGUGGAAGAUCAAAAAAUUGCCAUGCAAGAAAUAAACUAUUAUAAAAAACUAAGGCAUCCUAGCAUAAUUGAGCUUGUGGAUUCCACAUUUAAAGGUUCUGCAGAUAUAGUUGUUCAAGCAACAUCAGAGGCAUUUUUAGUGCUGCCGUAUUAUAAAAGGGGGACGUUACACGAUUAUUUGGUCUUGAGGUCCUUUAAUAAGAAUUAUAUGGACGUGAAAGAUGUUUUUAGGAUAUUCUUGGAUAUUUGUCAAGCUAUUAAGUUCCUACAUGACUUUACUCCUGACCCAAUUGCACACAGAGACCUAAAAACAGCUAACAUUUGUUUAACUGAGCAGAUGGAUCCAAUUUUGAUGGAUUUAGGAUCAUGUGCUUCUGCGAAGGUUCAAAUUUGUGGGGCCCAAGAUGCGCAAAAACUGCAGGAUCUAGCAGCCGAGAGGUCUUCUAUGACUUAUAGAGCGCCUGAGCUUUUUCAUGUGGAAAGUUAUUGUGUUAUUGAUCAAAGGACAGAUAUUUGGAGUUUGGGCUGUGUUCUGUAUGCAAUACUGUAUUUCAAAUCUCCCUAUGAUAUUGUUUAUGAGAGAGGAGAUUCUGUUAAUUUGGCUGUGAUAUCAGGGACUGUAGUUUUUCCUCAAGAAACUCAUUUUGAUGAGGAACUCCACAGUCUGGUUCGCUUUAUGCUGCAAGUAAAUCCGUCUGAUAGACCUUUUAUUGAUAAGGUCAUUGAAAAAACUAAGGACACGAAAAAUAAACUUGAAAUGGUCGUUUGAAGUUGAAAGACAACUUUCAAUUUGAAAACAAAAAUCAAAAAAGAAGUUGAAUUUUAUUAUACA